This is a messenger RNA of Eleginops maclovinus (Patagonian blennie), 5029 nucleotides long. It is a transcript of the gene dnajc14, whose product is annotated as DnaJ (Hsp40) homolog, subfamily C, member 14. Bases 362 to 2365 code for a protein of 667 amino acids. The transcript is spliced from 7 exons. The record is from RefSeq and is a predicted model, not a curated record. Gene Ontology annotation, molecular function: dopamine receptor binding. Lineage: Eukaryota; Metazoa; Chordata; Actinopteri; Perciformes; Eleginopidae.
GGAUCCGCCAAGUGACGCAAAGAAGAAGGAGAAGGAGAAGAAGAAGAAGAAGAAGAAGAAGAAGAAGAAGAAGAAGAAGCUAAAAAAAAACAAGACGGGCACUUGGGUGUCUGAUAACAAACAAGGUUACACACUAAACUGAAAGAUAACUACCCGAUGCAUGAUGCAAGAUGUGAUAAAGCCUUAUUGACACCUGUAAGGGGUGGCUGAUAUGGUGGACCUGAGAUUUACCCUCAGGAGCCCCCAGCCUCACUUUUUUAUGAGAGCCUGGGGCAAAUGUUGCCACAGAUUAUGGAUCUAGGAUAUCAUCUUCCAUGAGAUUCCAAUUUCCCAAGACUUUAAACCAACAGCUGUAAGGAACAUGGAGAGAGAAGCAGCUGAGAAGGAGAUGGAUUGCGUUACUGAUGCUGAAGAGGAGAUCCCUGAUGGUGAUUCCACAUCAGUGACUGAGUGUGGUCAGUGGGAGGCUAGACGGACUGAUGAUGAAUGCCAGCUGGAGGACCAAACAGCCUAUGCCACAUCUCAGGACAACCCAAAUCCAGCCACUCCACAUGACUCUCAGAUUGGCGAAGCGGAGUAUUAUGGAUCUCCAGAGGCCAAAGAGGAUAUUGAGGAGGUUUCAGAUGGGUCUGAGCAUGACGACACUGCAGAUCAUGAGAACUCGCAUGUUAUAAAUCAGGAAGAGGAUGAAGCUGCGAAGGAGCAGCACAUGAACGGGGAGUCUAGUUGGAGGAAUGUGGGUCCUGGUCGGAGAUUUAAAUUGAGGAGCAGUGGAUCAGUUUCAGAGCAGGGCAGUCAAAGUGCUUUUUCCUCUAUUCCAAAAGGAAAUGUUACGUCAAGUGGUGGUCGGCACAAGCAGACACGCAGGCGUAACCACCACCACCAUCAGAACCGAGGCCGCAGGAGGACAGGCAACCAGCUCCUUUUAGCUUUCAAGGAGAUGCUGUCAGAAUCUGUGAGCUUCUGGUGCAUCUCCUGCGUCCACAUGAUGAUUGAGAUUAUUGUCACAUUAACACACAAUUGUGGAGUCGGUGUUGAGACUGGAGGGAUGAAACUUUACAGUUUAGGGCAGCAGGUCCUUGGAAAGAUUACAGAUAUAGCAGGGCUGAAGGGAGACGCUUGUCGGGUUUUGAAAUGGACGAAAUGCAAAGGAACGGACCUCAUGGAUAAAACUGUUAGGUCAGUGAAGUGGGGAAAGACGACUGCCUUAUCUUUUUUGAGACUUUUCUGUGCUUUGGUUAUUCUGGGUUACCAUUGGGCAAAAUGUGCAUUGGUUCGCCUUGCGGGAGAACGGGGAAAACGCUAUUGGACAGCUUUUCAGGAGUCAAGGUUUUGGAAGAGUGUGGUGUCCAUGCUGGAGAGAGUCCGAAGCAAGUUCAAGAGGAAAGGCCAUGCACCCCCGUCCAGCCUUGACUCACCCAGCAGAGCGGGGAGGAGCGGGCCAGGACAGGAGCUAGAUAGACUGCUGGCGUUGGCUGAGGUACCAGAGGAGGAACUCGACCCCUUUACCGUGCUCGGGGUGGAAGUGCAUGCCACUGAGGCUGAACUGAAGAAGGCCUACAGACAGCUUGCUGUACAGGUCCAUCCAGACAAGAAUAAACACCCACGAGCUGGAGAGGCGUUCAAAGUUCUUAGGGCUGCCUGGGAUAUUGUCAGUAAUCCAGAGACUCGACGAGAAUAUGAGUUGAAGCGCAUGGCAGCAACUGAGCUCUCAAAGUCCAUGAACGAGUUCCUCACUAAACUGCAGGAUGACCUGAAGGAAGCCAUGAACACCAUGAUGUGUACUAAGUGUGAAGGCAAACACAAGCGGUUCGAGAUGGAUCGUGAACCUGAUGAGGCCCGGUUCUGUGCUGAAUGCAACCGUUGCCAUAGUGCAGAGGAAGGGGACCUUUGGGCCGAGUCCAGCAUGCUGGGCCUACGCAUCACAUACUUUGCCUUUAUGGAUGGCAAGGUGUAUGAUAUUACAGAGUGGGCAGGUUGCCAAAGAAUAGGUAUUUCUCCUGACACGCACCGUGUGCCCUAUCACAUCUCUUUCGGUGCAAAGAACAACAGCACCUCCACACGACACAGGACGCCCUCAGAGAGCACCCCACCUCCCACCAACCCUGCAGAUUUACAGGACUUCUUCAACCGUAUCUUCAAGGGCGGACCUCCUAAUGACAUGGCUAGCAACGGGGGCUUCUUCCCCUCAGGCCCCCCCCCUCACCCCCCACCUGGUGCUGCAGCACCCCCGUUCUCUCCUCCCCCGAGCCAGACAGGUUUCUUCAUGCCGGGGGCGCAGCGACCAGAGCCCAGCGAGACGUGGGCUGAGAGUGGCAAACCCCCCCGGAGGAGGAAGAAGGUCCGCAAACCCUUCCAGAGGUGAAGGCUGUUAACCUCUCAGUGAAACGUCAUAGCAACACAGGGACACAAUAGAUAAUGGCCAUGUGGUUCUCUCGCCUGCCUGUUGGCAUGCCAAGAUCUGAACCAGAGAUAAUUCAUGGGUCCGCCGGAGGAGAGAGACUGCAGCGUGUGAAGUAUUGAAGGGGGUUGGAAGAGUGUGACGGUGCUUUACCUCUCAUCUCACCUUAGAUUUUCGUCGGUCUUUAAGGCAAAUGUAGCCUUGGCAUUGAAAUCCUUAUCAGGAUGCUGUGUUGAAACAUUUCUUUCAUCAUUUCCGGCCAAAUCCUGCAAUGCAUGAUUUAUUCACCUGCAUUUUAACACUUCAGUUUUCUCACUUUUGUUGGUGUUUUUCAGAAGGUUAGGUGAAGACGUUGGCUCCCUCCGGAGUGAGUGACACUUGAAUAGAGGGUUACAUUGAGUAAUGGAUCAUUUAGUUAACGUGAUGAUAAUGAUGGGCAGCUUCACUGUCAGAGGUUACUCAUGUUGCACCUUGCCAACAUAUUAUUUUAAUAAAGAUUAAAAACCAGUUGAACCCAACAGAUCUGAACCAAAUUUACAAAGAGAGCAGGAAGUUGUAAAUGUGGCCGAGCCAGAGAGGAGAGGGUGAAGAUAUAACAUCUGGACCUGAAUAGGUAAAUUUAUAAUUUUGCUUUGAAAUACUGAUCCAAACAUUCUUAAUGUUCCCGCUGUUCAGUGCUACAGCUCCAGGUUGAUGUUGUAAUUGCAGCACAAGUGAAGCAGGAAUGAGUCCAGCUGUGUUACUGAACUCCAGCGAAGCUGCUCUGAUCCAAAACUUUAAAAGUGAAGCCUUGACAUUUUGAAAUGUUGUUAUUAUUCCUCACCAGGGAUUGAUUCCCAGUUAAAAAAACACAUACUAACAUCUGCACUGCCCCCGCUUGAUUCACAAUAAAACCACGCAGAAUGGAAAGUCUGCCACAGUUUCACUGGUUUACAAAGUUUAACAGUCAUUUGAGUCUUAAAUGUGUAUUUAAUUUUGCACCACAAAAUGUGCUAAUUUGCAAAAACUGAAACAAGCUUGACCUGUAUAAAAACUUACAAUGCUGUUAAAUCCUUUUUUCAAAUCAGCAUUAUUCAUUUUAUGUCUGUCAUGACCUCCACCCAGUCAACCCAAAACAGAUAAGUCUGUUUAAUAAUUACAAUUGUAACAAUGUAAAAUUAUUUAUUUUGAUCUUGUGUCAUCUUAGAGACUCCUCUCAGCUUUCAGUUUAAGAAAUAAUAAAUGUGUCUCUGUUUUGCUGUCAUGCACAUUAAAAGGUUGUUUUCUUUUGGUUUAAAUUUCCACCUGGAUGUGGGUAAUCUUUCAAAAUGUCAAGGUCACAAGUGCACAGACUUUCUAAUUUAACUCGUAUGCUGUUUGAUACAACUUGAAGGGUCGUAAAAAGAUGAUUUGUUGUACUUUUGGUUUAGUUUUUUGACAUGGUUCUUGCAUAGAACGGAUUUUCUUUUCAUCAUCGUUUAAUUUAAGAAAACCGAUGUUAUUGUUUACACCUGAUAUGUGAAGUUUGUGAGUGUAGUGAAAUGGCAGUUAUGUGUGAUGAGGCAUUUGAUAAAGGCUAUUUUUUUAAUAAUGACAGUUGAUGAAAAGUACCAUGUUCAAUGUUUUUUGUUGUUGUGUUAAUUUGCACACCCACCCCUGUAAUAACAUCAGCAGGAUUUUGAACAGUCAUCCGUGAUUUAGCCUAACCAGCCUCCUCCAGCUGCAGCUGAGUAGGAGGUGUAGCUCGCUAAGCUAACAGCUCAUUUGCAAAUAACAAUUUUUUUGGGUAGAAUCUGAACGUUAAAUGAGUGUCAAAAACAACAUUUAAGUUGCACGACCAUCAAGCUCUGGCAUUACACAAGUGUCAGAAUUAUGUUCUGGCAAUAGAUUGCAUAAUGUGGGUUUGUCUCGUAGCUUGAGAAGAUGAAUCUUUCUUGCAAAUGUCCCUAGAGCUCAUCGAAGCAGGUCAUUAAGUUUGCCAUGUUUCUUUUCAUGUGUCAAAUUGAUUUCUCUUUACUCAUUGGAUCAGUUUCCCAGACACGGAUUGAGUCGUUAUACUAAAAAUGGCCCCUUAUUAAAAAAUAUUAUUCUGGGGUAAAAUGAUAUUGCAUAAAAGAAAGGUUGUAGCUAAGACAGAAAACUAUAAUGGCCUUAAACUACUUUUUGUAAUUGGGUUAAAUUCAAAUGCUGAUAAUCAGAAAUAAAUCAACAAAACUGAUAUCAACCACAUAUGCAGUGAUUCAUGUUGCAUAUUCAUUUCGGCCUGGAUCACCUCGGUUCCUAUUUACAUUUUCAAAGAAAACUUCAAUAUAUAAUCCAGUCCCUACCUGGGAAACACAUCUGAAACCACGCUGAGCAGAGUGCAUUGUUUUCCACACCUUGACUCGAGAAUGUACCGGGCUGUGUGUUAAAGGUAGCAGGUUAAAGUCCAAGAAGUUAAUGAAAGAGUCAACAGUUCAGAUUUUUUUUCUUUUCCAAGUUUUAACAGAUUAUGCAGAAGUAUUGCAAAAAAUGUCUGACAAUCAUCAGGGUUUUUUGUAGGGAAUUUUGAGGCGAGUUCCCUGGCUGGUAAACAGUUUGAAAAUAUCACUGUUGGGUUUCUUUCCCCCGCUUUCUCUGGUUUUCAAAAUAAAAGAGGAUUUCCUAUUA